This is a messenger RNA of Diprion similis, 2939 nucleotides long. It is a transcript of the gene Rab3GAP1, whose product is annotated as rab3 GTPase-activating protein catalytic subunit. Gene Ontology annotation, biological process: positive regulation of GTPase activity. The transcript has 13 exons. Gene Ontology annotation, molecular function: GTPase activator activity. Lineage: Eukaryota; Metazoa; Arthropoda; Insecta; Hymenoptera; Diprionidae. The record is from RefSeq and is a predicted model, not a curated record. The coding region runs from base 97 to 2874 and encodes 925 amino acids.
GGUGAGCGCUCAUCUAUAUUCUGUCUGCUGCUAUAAAUUUGACGUUUAGAGACUUUGAAGUAUCAAAUUGAACGUGAAGCUCUGAAUAUCUACAAUAUGAAUAAUAUUGAAAUCGAAGAUACUUACCAUCACGAUUUCACCACAGCUUCCGAGUGGGAAGUAUUUAUCGCGCGUUUAGAGGAGAUUAUUCGAGAAUGGAAAUUACCCCAUAACAAAAUAUGUUCACCUUUGAAAAAGGGAGAUUUUAUCAAUCUCUCAUGGCAAACAGCAUCCGAACAUGUACACUUUGCUGAUGUGGAAUUUUCCCUCACUCAUAUCAACUUGAUAACUCCAAAUGAAGAAGCGAUUCAAAGUUCCAUAGAAGAAUGUGAGGACAAGAAAAGCCAAUGUCUAGUGGAUGCCCUGAAUUCUUCGAACGAUUUUGCAUCGCUAGAUCAGGAGCAUCUAAAUCUCGCAAAAUAUUAUGGAAUAAGAGAGUUCAUCAUACUUAGUCCUGCAAAAGAAGUUGCGAUAACUGAUGAGACUCGCAUAAAAAUCCUUCUCAGCUCAAUUACAAUUGCAUCGAAUAAUUCAAACUGCGAAAUUCCCAUGUUUGUACAAGUUCAAGAACCUUGGCAAUCAUUUUACCUAGGCGUGAGUGAGGGACGUGGAGUCUGCAGCCAUUUUGAUAUGGUGCACCUGAAGAAAGUUCCUCCAUACUGUAAAUACCUCAAUGGCUUACUAACACUGUUCAAACAAAAAAUUACCGAGGGAUGUGGAAUCCGUUUGGAUCCUGCCAUGGUCUCUGUUCGAUUUACAUAUUUGCUCAAAGAUUGGACCAGCAGUACAUGGACACAGGAUCCACCAGAUUUCGAUUUUAUGCAUGGAGAAACACUCGGAGUUGCCGAACUUGGCAAGCUUCCAUUUGGCGCUACAUUUGAUCCAGUCGGAGAGCUAAUCCUUUUCACAACUUGGCCAGAGAUUCCGGAAAAUGUUGUAGUGGACAGUGAGAGUUACACAGAUCUAGAACCGCAGCAAGCCCCAGAAUGGUCUGUUCAAGUGAAAAUGACGUCAUCCCCAGCCUGUUUGCUUGGCGAAUAUUUGAUAGACUUUAUACAUUUGUGUUCUAACCAGAAGACGUUGUUUGAAUUGCUAGGUGAUUUUGUUAGUUAUACUGAAGGUGAUGGUCAAAAUUUGAGCUCUGCUUUUAACGCGUUAACGGAGUCUAGAGUACCGGCACUUUCGACAGUCGUCAGCAAGGCGGCAAUCAAGAAGACAAAACCAGUCGAGGGUCCAAUUUCGGAAGAUAUACUUUUACCGAUACUUUACUUCUUGUUUCCAGAUGCUGAAGAUAAUCCGAAACAACCGUACGCCAAUGCCAAUGCAUAUAGUGUCGAAGAUGACCAGUGGAAAGGUGUAAAAACUGCUGCAGUAGACAGUCUCGUGUGGAGGUUGUCCAUUGUCGCUGCUCAUUGUGCGCACAAUCUUGGUGGAGCUCCAGCUUUGGCGCAUCUGUGGCACGAGUUUGUUCAAGAGAUUAGAUUUCGCUGGGAAAGAAAUAUCCUCAUUCCAGGAAUCGGAUCUGGCUUUCCUGACUCGGUCCGCACGUGUUUGUUGCAUCAAAAACUUCAGAUGCUGAACUGUUGCAUUGAGCGGAAAAAAGUGAACGAAGAAUCUGUGUACAAACCUCAAAGUAUGGACAUCGACGAUCCCGAUUCUGAUUCAGAUGAAGAAUUUUUCGAAUGUACGAACGAAGAUCCAACUGAGAACGAUGACACAGCGACAAAAGCACAGCGAAAAGUGAAGCACUCUUUAUGGAACAGACCAACAGGUCGCCUAGCGAAGCAUCCCGUCCUAAAGCUCUUAAAAACUGGGGGAUCUCUUUAUCUUCCCGUAACACAGGAACCAGUUCCAAAAACAGAAGAUCAAUUGGAAGAGGAUGCGGAAGUUAUGAUGCAGCUUGGUACGGACCAACGUGCCUCAGAAAUGAGGGCGAGACUCAUGAGCGCUUCUCUUUUGUCCGACAUGGAAUCUUUCAAGGCUGCAAAUCCGGGCGCUGUGUUGGAAGAUUUUAUUCGUUGGUACUCUCCUCGUGAUUGGAUCGAAGAAGAGGGUCUCGACGAGUGGGGACAAAAAAAUGGCCAUUUAUCACCCCGAAUGAUGAUUCCAAACAACCCUUGGUCAAACUCUUGGGCAUCAUCACAGCCGGUGCCUGCCCAUCGCCAAAAACGUUUGUUUGACGAUACUCGCGAAGCAGAGAAAGCAAUACAUUAUUUGACAUCCCAACGCCUUGGACAGAUCGCCCAAUUGUUGCUGCCAGUUCUUAUGCAGGCAGGAUUAAGCACGCUAAACUCUCAGAAACAAGAAGCCUUGAGCAAUCUUCCAGAUGUUGUACAGAGUAUUUUGAACAAGCUGCAGUAUGCCACAAAGCCGAUUCAUCAAAAAAUAAAAUCAUACGAGGAAAUCGCACAUGAUAUCGAAGGCAUCGAAGCUUUGGUGGCACAGGCUAAUUCACUGCAGCGUAAGCUAGGUGGUCCAAAGCAAACGAAAGAGUUUACCGGGUUUUUGGUGCAAUUAAUGCGCGAGAAAGAAGUUCCAGUUCCUGAUACAUCAGAGGAAUAUGUCAGAACUCGAAUAACGUCAAUGUUCAACGAAGCUCAGAAGGCAGCGCACAUGAUGACAUCUGUCAAGAAUAAUUCUGAUGCAGAUUCACCUCGAGAUAGUGGAAAUGGGGGGAAAUUUCCAGCACCGUUUUGCAAAGAGUUCAUACUACGGGCUAUCGCUCCUCGUCCCUCAGGAACAUCAACUCCUCAUCCACAGCGUCUGUACGCCUCCUUGAAACGCGACCACUUACGAUUGGCUGGGCUUUUCUCCGAAGACACGAUCUUUUUUUAACACGAUUUCCAAUCUGAAGUUAAUAACGUCACUUUCUUUCGUUCGACAUAUAUAUGUACAAAAUU